Molecule: messenger RNA, 7153 nt
Organism: Symsagittifera roscoffensis
Lineage: Eukaryota; Metazoa; Xenacoelomorpha; Acoela; Convolutidae
Product: autophagy-related protein 2 homolog A-like
Exons: 15
Coding region: 151-6342 (2063 amino acids)
Biological process (GO): piecemeal microautophagy of the nucleus; reticulophagy; autophagy of mitochondrion
Cellular component (GO): phagophore assembly site
Molecular function (GO): phosphatidylinositol-3-phosphate binding
Source: RefSeq, a predicted model, not a curated record
GAUAAUGUGAGCGAGACUGAGAAGAAGCAAACGUCACCUAGUUUGCGCUUCGAUAUUGUAUAUAUUUGUACAAAAUAUAUGCCUUGAAUAUUGAUUAUUACAUUUUAAGCGAAUCAAAAGGAAGCAAAAUAAAGCGGGGACAUCUUAACAAUGCUUCCCAAGUUUCCUUCGGGGGGUGGCAAACGAGGCUUCAGCUCAACCUGGAGCAGCUACCUCCCCUACGUGGAUACUUUCAAGAAACGAGCCUGCAGGUUCAUUCUGCAUCACUAUUUGGGCCGAUUCUUAAAAGACCACCUGACACUGGACCAGCUGACAAUAGAUCUCUAUAACGGAACCGGAUCCCUGCAUAACGUCCCGAUAGAUAUCUACAGUGUGAACGACGUAUUGGAAAGCCAAGGCAUUCCUGUUGAACUAGUUAGUGGAGAUAUAGCGACUAUAACUGUGAGCAUUCCGUGGUCUAAUAUAUUCCAGAACGCGUCCAAAGUCGAGAUCCAUUCCCUGACUAUAGCCAUAAAAGGCCAGUCAGCGUCGUCAGAUUCGACUUUUCUAACUGAAUCCUACUUCAACACACUUAUGACUACCAGCUUUCAUCUCGCUAAGAAGUGCUUGAAUGUUGAAGAUAUUGCGGCUAAUUUUGACAACCAAGAACAACAUGCAUCAAACGUGAACUCUUCAAACCCAACUGGAAAUAGACCACAGCAACAGCAAGGAGAGGCGCUCGAGUUUUUCGCACAGGCUAUUGAAACCGUGCUUCUGAAAGUUCGAAUAUCACUUGUCAAUACCAAAAUCAGGUUCGAACCAUCGGAUCCCUAUUCAGAUUCGAUCGAAAUUGAAAUUGGUAGAAUUGAUUUUUUUGAUGAUUCGGUCGGUGAUGAUGAAAGUCUCGUGGAUGAAAAUGAAAACACGACUGCAAGUGAAAGUGAAGACACCACUCAGUUUUUCACGUCGAACUUCAGCACUAAGGUCUUCAAAAUAGAAGGCAUGUCCAUAAAUCAUGUUCCAAACGCGUGCAAUAUCAACAAAGUGAUGACGGAAGUUCUAACCACAGAAGAACUGCAUUCUGCAAUGGGUAGAGAUGCAAAUGGGGGAAAUUUAGCUGCUCCAGUUAAAAUUGGGGAGUUUUUGGGCAAAGUGGAAACGAAAGUGAAAAUGAAACAGAACCCGCAUGCCUCGGGGGCAAAAUUGAGCGUGGAGUGUCUUCUCGGGUCUCUGUCUCUGUUCACUCAACCUAAGCACAUCAAAGUAAUAAUAGAUGUCCUGGACGGCUUCAUUAACUCAUCAGCACCGAAUACAGUGCACGUACCCCCUGGCCUUCAAUCGGGACCAUCUACGGGUAUGACUGAUAAAUCUGGGCUGAUGUUUGCAACGUGCCAGUUUGAAAACGAUAUCAGCCUACACCAAAAGUUCUCCAAAAUAGGAUUGGCCAAUGAGCUCGGAGAACGAGGGCGACCUUCAAUGCGAGCAAAUGAGUCAUUGUGCCGACAGGGUCUGAAUAAUAGGUGCAUGGAUAGUAUGGGCGGUCCACCUGGAGUGAAUAAUGCGAGUGCUGUCUACAAUGAUGAGGAUUUCUACUCUAUUUACGAUGAUAACUCAGAGCAUAAUUCGAUGACGUCGUCGAUGAUAUCGGGUACAACUACUACGGCCACGACACAUGUGAAUGAUCAACGCAAACGACGAGACGGAGAUUCGGACACGGAGCCCACGUUAGUCAACAUCCGCCUAAACGGAUUCUCCUUAGUUCUACUGGAGGCAACAAACGAGGACUUCGACACACUUUCGAAAUCAUUCUACGAAAAGUUCCACCAAGUCACUAAUUUCAUGACAGGUUUUGGACCCAAAGACGUGUAUGAACAGAAAAAACUGAUCCAAUCCGCAUGUAAUUUAAACCAUAUAACACUCCUGGCUUGCCCUGUUAAUGCGCGGCUCAUUUUAAACCAAUCAAAAACAAGCGCGAAGUCAAACGCUCUGCUAACAUUCGCUUUCUUCGAACUCACGGAAUGUCUGAAUACGCCAACUGGCAGACAGGAAUCGACUAUUUUAACAUUCGCUAAUCAGAAGCAGUUCUCCCCCAAUGGAAUUCUGGCACAACCGAAUAUGAAAGUAGAAAUAUCUUGGUCUAAUGAUUCAAAGCGAGAAUCCUCAGACGCAAAGAAACGAGUGGCUGUUCUUUUGGACUUAAUGCCGACAGUUUUGAAUCUGGAUUUGACGUUACUGGAUAGAUUGAUUGAGUUUUUUGAGUGUAGCAAAAAUCCAGAUAGUGACUCUUUUGCACAUCACGAGGCGUUUGUGCUAGACCCGGAACAAGAGUUGAUGUCUUCGCAAAAUCAAUCACCGGAAACAAGUUGUUGCUUUGAACUCAGAUGCUCAGAAUUGGAGCUCACGUUUUAUAUCCCGAUUCCAAUUUUUGACGAAGAAACGAAACUGUUAGUGUCAACUCAGCGUAUUAUUCGAAACGAAGCUUUUCUUUUUAAUUUUACAGCAAUGUCUCUCAAAUUUGAUUUCACAAAAGUUGACGAAGAUUUGUCAGUGUGUCUUGAAACGAAUUGCAUUGAGAUGUUUCUUGUAUCUAAUCUAGUAAGUUUGAAGUUAUGUCGCAUUGGAUCAGACCAAAGAAGUAAACCGUACGUUUCCUUCAAACUCUACCCUUUCCACGGUGAACUAGAAUCAGCUAACACUUUCGAUAUGAAUACGGCAUCAAUGUAUGAUUCUUUCCCCUGUGAUUUUUCCAGCAACUCUAGAAGCAAAAAGUCUCCGUUUAGUUCGAAAGUUAUUAUUCAUAAUUCUCAGCCUGUAGUGAAAUGUGGAACCCAUAAAGAACUGAGAGACUUUGCCGAGGAUUGUCUUGCAGAUUCUCGACUGGUGCUGAAGAUCUCGUUGCCUCUUGUGUCUCUGUUCAUUCCUAAUAAGGCAGUUUUCGACCUGAUUUACAACAGGUUCUCGAAUGACUUGUUGCUCUGGGAGCCACUAUUCUCACAGAAAGACCGCUCUGGCCUGUCCCAAUCGGGAAACGACAAAGUAGGUUUAGGCUUAUCGAGUCAAGCUGCGGCUGUUUCUAGAAGCAAGCAACAUUUCUCCAUGUGCAAAUCGGGAAUCAGGAGCGCGUAUGGAAACUGGGAUCAAAAUGACGAGGAAGGUGGAAAUGGAAGUGAUGAUGGAUUUGAUACUUCGACUAUGGAGGACAGCGAUAGCAGAAAGGCAGUCCAGAACUGGCUGUCUCUCCAAGUGAAGUUUGGUACCGUGAAGCUGGCACUGUCAGAUGUGAAUAAAAUGGGUGAACGUGGCAAUGGCAGGGAAAAUAAUGCAAGCGUAUCAUUCCAGUCGUUCUCGGACGUGAAGAAUGGAAGUGUGUUUGUUGUUUGCGGUCACGGGGGAUGUCCCUCCACCACAUUUCUCACUUUCGCAUGCUUCGACGGACAAUGCUACCACAGUGAAGAAGAUGUCAAGUGUGUCCCAUUUUCAUUUGAUGACAAACUGGAAGCUCUCUUCCCCAGCUACAUGGACUUGAAGCUGCGCAAAAGCAGACUGGACUUGAUGGAGCCGGAAAACCAAGACUCUUUCUCCAAUCCAUUGUUGUCCCUCGCUGUCAAGAUACACGCAAACAGGCCAAAGAACUUCAAACACAUAAAAGUGGCAUUGAAUGCGGAGGGUGUGACUUUAGUGCACAGAUUUGACCAGAAGCAGUGGUACGAAGACCUUAUUGAGAUGUUCAGCCCGAAAGACGAGCCCAUCCCAGGAUACAAAUUUCUCCCUGUUUGCACAGAGCUCCACUUGUCUCUAACUAAUUGUGCAGUCAUGUAUAGACCACUGCAUCUACCUUACACCGUUUUACUGAACACAGGAUGUUGCUACUUAUCAUCGAACGUCGUGGCAGACGCGACUGACUCAAUUUUCCAGAUUAUCGUCGAAGGGGCUUCGCUCUAUAUAUCUUGUUCUCGAUCUCUAAAAAGCAGAUUAUCGGAUUUCGCUAAGAUGGUGGAAACGGGACUUGUUUCGUUAGAAGUGAUAACCAAAAAAGUUGCGGAUAAAAAGAAGAAGGAAAUAAGGUUGAGCUGUGACAUUCUGAACGUCUACACGUGCAGUGACUCUCUCAAAGUGUUUUUCGAAGUCAUCCAGUAUUUAGCUGCCAAUGGAGACUGUCCGGGGGAUAAGCCUCUGUCGCUGGGGGAGUCUUCGCAAGGCGCUCCUCCGGAAGCUAGCGAGAUGACAGAGAGUCCACGCGUCGAUGAGUCCUGUGAUGUGUCCUCGAGGUCCCCGGUUGAAGUGAGAGGAACCCGUUUGAAGGAUGACAUUGAUGAUAACUCAGUGAACUUAAACCAGAUGAUUCAGUCCGCAAUUAACGAAGACUUGUGCGCAAGUGUGCAUCCAGAUUAUACCAUAGAAGCAACGAAAAAUGCCUUUUUCUUCCCAGACGACUCAGUUGCAGCCGCCAAACCAGUUCAGUUGACCGAGAAUCCGCACUCCAGCUCAUCAGAAGACAGUGCUGGUCAAUCAGCCGACCAUGUUGUCGAUUGCGAAAAGAAAGAGUACACAAAAAGUGAUUCGCGAGCUGUCUUGACGUUGUCGCCAAGCGAUUCAUUUGAGGGCGGAGUCGAGGGUUUGCUCGUCGCGUCUCAGUUUUGCGUGAUUGAAUCGCCUUUCGUGCGCAGGAGUUCUUACGAGGGCGAAUGUUCUAUUUUAUUUCACGACGACGGAGAACUGAAGCUAGUUGAAGAGCAUUUCGCAGAGCCAAUUUCUGGCAAGCGAGAUCGAUUGAAAUCUGCCAGUUACUUGCCGGAUCCUGUCUGUAAAUAUAAUAUCCAGGAGUUCAAUAUAUCAUGGAAGUUGUAUGCCGGUAAUGACUUCCCAAGCGUGAAUGGAAUGCAGUUUGGAAGAGAUAAGAGCAAUUCAGUAGAAGUGUGCUUUCAAAAGAUUGAGCUUCUCUACGAUCGCUAUGACGACUCAAAGUACCUCUCUAGACUGGCAGUGGCGUGUGAUGACGUGGAGAUACUGGACAGGAUCGCUGCCUCUUCCAUCAACAAGAUGCUCUACUGCUACUCAGCCGAGAACUGUCUCAGACAGGCGCACUCGCACAUGGUCAUGUUCAAAUACCUCGAAUGUGUCCCUUCCGAGCUCACUCAGGAGGGUUCUGAAUACAUAGUGCGCCUGAAUUUACUGCCGAUUAGACUCAACUUCGACCAGCGAACGGUGUUCUUCCUCUCAGAUUUCUUCUCCGACAGCGAAAAGAACAAGAUUAGUCUGCCGAGUUCUGAUUUUGGAGGAGAGAAAGCUGGAAAAGUGCAGUUUUCAAUGCAACAAUCAGACGGCAAACGAUCAGCUAGGGUUUCCUUCAAAAAUACAGAUGCAUCUAAGCUCAAGGUUGAGCUUCCCGGUGUUUCAACUUCUGAUGAACGAAAAGAUUCGAGUAGUAGAAACUGUUCGAAUCUGUCUGGAGGAGACGGGAGUAAUGUAAGGCAAAGGAUGUUGCCGACAUCUUGUAAAUCAUCUACUGGCUCUCCGCUCAAGUCGAGGAACUCGUCGGCUACGAGCACACAAAAACAAUCGACGAGUUUCAUAAAGGAGUUCACUUUUCUGUCGGACGUCAUGAUCAAAUUCGACUACCACGGGAAGUACUUCGACAUGGACAGGGGCAAGAUGAUGGGACUGCUCGUGGGUCUGGCUCAGGUUCAAUGCUCACACUUGGUCCUCAAGCGGCUGGAAGCCAAUCACGGCAUCCUGGGUUUUGACAAUCUAGCCAUGUAUUGUGUGACGGAGUGGCUGCGAGAUAUCAAGAAGAAUCAAAUUCCUACCUUACUUGGAGGCAUUGGACCCAUGCAUUCAUUCAGCCAAAUCAUGAAUGGACUAGUGGACUUGGUUUGUAUGCCCAUCGAGCAGUACAGGAGAGAUGGGAGACUCCUUAAGGGGUUCCAGCGAGGAGCUGCAUCAUUCACUACAUCCUCAACAUCGGCUGCACUCCAGCUGACUAAUCGGCUCAUCAGUGCCAUCCAGUUCACGGCCGAGACUGCAUUCGACCUGUUGUCGCCAAACCCGAGGUCCACAUUGCCAGCACCCCAUUCGAGACACUCGGCCCAACCCAACGAUUUCAGAGAAGGACUCAACAUGGCAUAUAGGACACUAUAUGAAGGGCUCAAUGAUACCGCUAUCACUCUGGUGCGAGAAGCAGUCGACGGAAGGGACACUCGGGGACUCACAGGAGCAGUGGGCGGAGUGUUGCGUCAGAUCCCGCCUACCUUGAUUGCUCCUGUGAUUCUGGCCAGCGAGGCAACAUCAACAGUAAUAGACGGUGUCUCUCACCAGCUGGCCCCAGAUAGUAGAAACGAAGCUCUGUGCAAGUGGAAGUACUGAACAUGAGUUGCAAAGUUCAAUCGAAACUGAUUGAUUCGGUUCGAAUUGAGACGGUUGGGUGUUCAGUGUAGUUAAUUUUUAGCCUUAAUCAAACAGGAAACUUUAAGUAGUGAUAGAAAUCAACGCAGAGAUAGAAAAAUUAAAAGGAUGAACAGGAAAUCAAAUUCCAUAACAUACCUUUGGAAACAGGUUUUGGUUUGACAGUUUGAUGGAUUUUAAGUUUCAAUGCAUUUUUUUUUUUCAUAUCACAAUUUCUAUCUGAUUAUUUUUUGGGCCAGUUAAAUGAGAUGAAAUUUUAAAGGGGAAUCGUUCUUAUUGUUCAUUGUGCAAAUCGAGAAUUUGUGUCCUUUUUUGAGAAGUAUCUAAAUUGAAAAAAAAACUGAAAUAAGUUCUAUUUUUGUGAUCAUCGGGAAUUUUACUUAGUGUCCCGUUUUAUUAUUCCCAGAUGCUAAAUUUAUAUGUCAGUUCGGAUGAAAUUGGAAUUAUUUUUUAAUUUUGCGGUUUUCCUUUCGGGAAAUGAGAACCUUACAAUUACACUCAUAAAUGUUGGUGUCAUGCGUUUUCUCUGUCGAUCUUGAAGCUCUAUAGUUAAUUAACACAGCAGAACAACUCUAUCAGGUGCUAAUUAUUCAUCUUAAUGAAAAUGGAAAUGUGAUUUAUACGUUAGCUUAUUCCGCAGCCAUGGUAUGCUUGCUGCUCUAUUAAGAGCACACAGUUUAUAACUUGAGUUAUACUUGAAUUAGAAGAUGAUUAGGUCUUCUGAAUUGUAUUAGUUUAAAUUAAGUAGUUUAAUUCACUUUUUGGUGUAAUA